Messenger RNA from Mobula hypostoma (lesser devil ray), 4549 nucleotides. RefSeq names its product tubulin polymerization-promoting protein. Lineage: Eukaryota; Metazoa; Chordata; Chondrichthyes; Myliobatiformes; Myliobatidae. Gene Ontology annotation, cellular component: microtubule. The coding region runs from base 89 to 826 and encodes 245 amino acids. The transcript is spliced from 4 exons. The record is from RefSeq and is a predicted model, not a curated record. Gene Ontology annotation, biological process: microtubule bundle formation; microtubule polymerization; positive regulation of protein polymerization. Gene Ontology annotation, molecular function: tubulin binding.
ACACACUGAUAAGUCUUUCGGCUUCUGUCUUGUGUCUUUACAUCCACAAAACAAGGGAGGGCAAAUUUAUCCUUUCCUCUAAAGAGGAAUGCGAGGUGUUGCAAUCUUUACGCGCUUGCCUCCCGCCGUCCCGGAUAGUGUUGCUGAUGUGAACACCCCUCUGGGCUGGGAAAAUAUGGCUGAAUGUAAAACCAAAUCAGUAAGAGGAGCAGCUAAGCAUAACCGGGCGAAGGAGAAAGAAACUAAAUGCCAUAUGUCUGAUUCGAAUGGCACCAAUGGAGGAGCUGCUGCAAUGGAAGAACUCAGUGCCCUCGAAGAGGCCUUUAGGAGAUUUGCUGUCCAUGGAGACACGCGUGCCACGGGCAAAGAUAUGAACGGCAAAAAUUGGUCAAAAUUAUGUAAAGACUGCAACAUCAUAGACAAGAAGAACGUGACAACCACGGAUGUUGACAUUGUGUUUUCUAAAGUCAAGCCAAAAUCUUUUAGGACCAUCAACUUUGAUCAAUUUAAAGAUGCUCUUCAAGAACUUGCGCAGAAGAGAUUUAAAGGAAAGAAUGAGGAGGAAGCAAUCCAAGAGAUCCACAAGUUGAUUGAAGGAAACUCCCCUCUAAUAGCAGGGGUUACGAAAACUGUACUCUCUCCCACACUGACUCGACUUACUGACACAUCAAAAUUUACCGGGUCUCACAAGGAAAGGUUUGAUCAGAACGGGAAAGGCCGUGGAAGAGCAGGCAGAGAAUACCUGGUUAAUGAUACUGGCUACGUAGUGGGAUACAAACAUGCAGGAACGUAUGACCAGAAAGUAAAAGGCACAAAGAACAAUUAAUUUUUUUCUCUUUUAAAUAAAGGCAGCACUUCCACUGCGAUUUGAUUUUUUUUUACUCCCAAGACGACCUUGCCUGAAGAAUCAAAGAAAUAGGAACCAGAUCGUUGCUCAUUUCAACUUGUUGGCUAGGAACACUUUGUUUCAGACAGUUUGUAAAAUGGAGCAAGUCAUUUCUACCUGCAGUUUAAAGAUAGGAAGUACCUCCUCUCAUCACCUAUGCUGGAUACUUCUGAAAAUUUUUUAUCCCUUUUCAAUGAAGCUCACUGAGCAACCAUGAAAGGCAUGAAAAUCCUGAUAAGACAUCCAAUGGAUGCCUUCAGAUAAUUGUGUCACAAGGAAUUAGACCAUCUCCUCCUAAAGAAUUCUUGCUUUCGCUUUAGGUGAUGCAAAAGAUUCCAUGUUGACGACUGGAACUUGUGCCUCUGCUCACAGAAGUUGGUGGGACAUUGCAAAGUACUUUGAUGUGUUACUAAGUGCUUAUUGAAAAGUGCUACAAAAGCAAUAGAAUGGAGUAGCCUUUUGUGAUUUAAAAAAAAUGGGGACAUUGAGAAGUAAUAUACAUGUUGGUCUCCAUGUAGCUAGUGCAGAUUUGUCCUCUAAUUGCAAUUCAAGAAUAAUUUCAGGAUGGGAAAGGAAAUGUCACUGCAGUCUUUGAAAAGUUAUUGCUGAAGGGGAAAUGCAGAGAUCAUGAAGAGAUUAUUGUUGAGAACUCAUCUACAGUCAUCACAUAUCAACUCGUGGUUCUCCAAAUUUAAUGAUUGUGUGCCUCAUUGAUGCAAAAGACAUGGAAUUCUUUCAUUAAGGUGCCACAAAAGAAACACUUAAACCCCCAGAAAACAUACAGUAAGACUUACUGUGACAAGAAUUUCCCUUGUUCGCCAUGACCAAGACUGGAACCAGUACUAUAGGAAGUACAGUUGAGAUGCAUUAUACCCAGAGAAAAGAAAUGAAGAACUUUGUAGUAGUUAAUGAUUACUAUGAUGAAGUGUUGGAUGAGAAUGGGCAAUAUGAAGAUAAAGAUUAGUGUUAGAUUGACUGAAAAUAAUGAAGGAUUACAGAUGGCUUAAUCACAUCCUUAAUAUACACAUUAAUCAUAAUACUUUUCUGUUUUGAAAUGGGAUAAGAUUUUAAGUAGUUUUAAUGAUUCUCAGUCAAAUGUUUGAGACAAACAGUUGGCAACUGAUGCUGAUGGAUGUUUUGCAUUUGUCAAAAUAUUUAAACCAAUGGAACUUUUGCCAAAAAUAGAUGAUCAUGUUUCCAAACAACUAAUGAUCUGCUUUGCAACAGACUUGCAAGUUACAUACAAUGAGUAUAUUGUUCCUUUUGCCCUUGGCUAACUUGGGUCUUUAGAUGUUGCCAAGAACAAGGUAUUGUUAUGUUGGACUUGGUUCUAAUUCUGCUUGUAUGAAUACUGCCAUCCAUUGAUCCAAGAUUCUCUCAAAAGGAGUAGAAUAGCUGUUUAUAUAUUGGCAUGGGCCUUUGACCUUAAAUGAGGAAUUACAAAUGGGCAUCUGGUCACCUAUGUUUCUGGCAUUCCAAAACAUAAUUUCAUUCCACUACAUUUAGUUCUUAAGUUGAGAACCGUUACAUUCUACCUUGGAUUUCUCAGUAAAUUACACCCUUUUGCAUGCUGCUGAAGAUUGAUUCAGCACUUUAUAGAAUCGUCCUGCUGUUGCUGAAGAAAUGAAACUUUCAGCUGUGCCCCGAUGAGUAUUUUAUUUCUGAUAUUUCUCCCGUGUACAAAUUCACCCUAGCUGGUAAAUGAGGUGUCGAGCACAAUGUGCAUAUAUUUAUUAAUGGAUAUGAAAAUCACAGGUAAGGUUAUAUGUUGAGGAAACAAGGUAGUAAUUACAUAACCUAAGAUGGAUAAAAUGAACAGCAAGUUGGUGCUUUGCCUUGUGAACUGCUCAUGAGACAAAUAGGGCAAACUGCGUUCUUUAGCAGCUGGAACGAAUAUCAUCAGUACACACGGUUCACAGGAGCCAAACGCACAUUCCAUUCCAAGGUUAUGGGAACAACCCUCAGCUAUUCUUGACAUUUUAAUAUGUCAAAUAAUGUAAUGCUUCAUUUUACAAUCCCCCAAUUUUUAAAAAAUGAAAUGCAAUGUUUUUACUCAAAUGUUAGAUAUUUUCUUCUCAUCUUAUUUCUAUCUCGGCUGUUGUUUUCUCCAUUUUUGUCCAGCAACCUGUUUUACUUGGAAUCACAUCUUCAUAGGAGAAGAUCAGUCAGUGUAUUUCCUAAGUGUUACUUUAUGGUGCAAAAGGAGGCCAGCAUUGACUUGUUGAUUCUUGUUAUUAAUGGGUUGGACUUGUCCCACUGUGACAAGGAGCAUCAAUUGAUUGAGUAAAUAUUACUGCAGUUGUUUCAUGGUACUAAAAAAAUUCAGCAUGCAGAAUGAGCUGUAGCAGAAUUGAGUAGCUCCAGAUUUUUUUUUCUUACUAUAAAAGGCUUUAAAUAUUGUACAGCAGUGAUAGUUCACGUAGAAAAGAUAUACCUCAAAUGAUACAAAAUAGCUGAUAUAGAGACCUGUUGAACACCAUUACUGCAUCAAAAUAUCCAAACUGUGAUAAAGUACAAUUCCUUAUUGUUCUGGUAAGAUGGGCUUCUCAGUAAUUGCACCCCAAAAUACAAUGGGCAGGAUUAUGCUUACUUAUUGUGGUUCAAUCAUUGUGUUUACCACAAUCCCCAUUGCCAGACUAACUUCCCAUGGCACAAGGAAAGACUUUCUGCCGCAGCUGGUCUGUGGGCAGUCGCCAGGCCUUGGGUGGUGGGUCCUGAUGGCUUUUGGACAACCUGUGGUUUCAUUUCAACUCUUUCUAAAUAUAAAUGAUAGAGGCAUUUAUGAAAGUUCACAGAUUUAAAUGAUUAAAGAAUACAUUUAUUUAAAUACACAUUUUAACCAAUAAUUUAACCCAUUAAAUUAAUUAAGAGCAAUUUUUAAAAAAUCACAUCCUAUUUAUGUAGAUACUACUGAGCUCCAUCUCUAGGGGUGGUGCUGCAUCCAGAAUUGGAAUGGGAGCUCAAACGUGCUGGCUGCAAAGCACCACUGUGGCAGUCGGAAUGCACUAACCCAAUAUUGUUCUUUUUGGGACAGCCAGAUGAUGAGGAACAUGAUCCAGGCCAAUAAUACUUUUCCCUAGCAUCAAAAUGUAUAUAAGUACAGAUAGUCCCCCCCCCCGUGUGGUUUAUUAUAGGAUACAAUCCCAACUUCACAGAUACAGCUGAUUGCUGCUGUUAAAUACCAGCUAAGGUAAGUAGGGCAUAUGCAUUGAGCUAAGACUGCUGCUCUUCUGAAUUUGGGACAAAUUCUGCAAUUGACCUAAUUUGCACUGCAGAGACUACUGAUUAAGUUCCUGCUUCAAUACAAUUCCAUAUUCUGAAGUUACUUUUUGAUGAUAGAAAAUGUCAUUAGAAGCCUUUUAUUGGAUGAAAUGGCUGAAAGCAUUGGCCCUAUUCUUCCUAAGGCCUAGCAUUUUUAAUCAACAUUAUAUCCUUUGUUCGCUAAACUAUAAGUGAACAGAUGCACUGUUUUAAGGCCGCAACAGUUUGAAGCAAGCUAUGCAUAUUUUAAAUUGUUCUUUGCAUAACUUUCCAUUCUUCUUUCUGCUUUGCUUGCUCCAUCUCUAUCAUCAGAAACUGCCAGACAUUGUCACUAAGAGCAUUUGAAACUUUGACGAAAGUUUGUAAGCAUAAUUAUGGAAUUAAAUUUCAUUUAUAAAACUA